This is a messenger RNA of Leptosia nina, 1566 nucleotides long. The record is from the annotation of a GenBank genome assembly. NCBI's taxonomy places the organism in Eukaryota, Metazoa, Arthropoda, Insecta, Lepidoptera, Pieridae.
AUGGGUUUAAAAUCUGACGAUGACAAGCGGCCGAGCAAGUUGGCGAUCAUGGAUGGUAUGGAUGAAGGAUCGGACGUGCCAAGCGGUCUUGGCACGCGGCACUGGGUGACGUUCAUGCUGUUCCUUGGCAUGGCCAACGCGUACAUCAUGAGGACGAACAUGUCUGUCGCGAUAGUGGCCAUGGUCAAUCACACGGCGUUGCCCGUCAACCACGAAGCAAUGGACACCGAGUGUGGUGAAGUCAACGGUAACACAACUAAGGAGGUCUUACAGCAAGAUGGCGAGUUCGUGUGGAGUUCAACUCUUCAGGGUUACAUUCUUUCGUCUUUUUUCUAUGGUUAUGUCAUCACGCAGAUUCCCUUCGGUAUUCUUUCUAAAAGGUUUGGAGCUCGUCUGUUCUUGGGGGUAGGAAUGUUGAUCAACUCAGUGUUCGGCUUAUUGGUUCCCGUCGCGGCACAGGCUGGUUACCCAUGGCUUAUCCUCGUGCGAUUCAUUCAGGGUUUGGGCGAGGGACCGAUUGUACCGUGCUCCCACGCGAUGUUGGCAAAAUGGAUUCCUCCAAACGAAAGAAGUCGUAUGGGAGCCGCUGUAUAUGCCGGCGCACAAUUCGGUACAGUAAUAUCCAUGCCCCUAUCUGGUCUUCUAUCCGCCUACGGCUUCUCCGGCGGCUGGCCAUCCAUUUUCUACGUGUUCGGUCUGAUUGGCACAGUCUGGUGUAUCGCAUUCUUACUCUUUGUAUCCGAGGACCCAGAACAGUGUCCCAGGAUUAAGGAGGCUGAAAAGAAAUACAUCCUUAACUCGCUCUGGGGUGCGGCUGGAUCCAGUUCACCACCGAUCCCAUGGAAGAAGAUCCUAAUGUCUAUGCCGUUCUGGGCCAUCAUGUUGGCACACAUGGGACAAAACUACGGUUACGAGACCUUGAUGACAGAGCUACCAACAUUCAUGAGACAAGUUUUGCAUUUCUCUAUUAAAGAUAACGGUUUCGUCUCUGCCCUUCCCUACUUGUGCAUGUGGCUUUUCUCGAUGUUCAUAUCGGUGGUAGCUGAUUGGAUGUUAUCGAGUGGCCGAUUCAACCACACGCAAGUCAGAAAGAUUAUCAACAGUAUUGGUGAAUACGGCCCUGCGAUUGGUCUGUUCAUUGCUGCCAACACGGGAUGCAACCCAUCAGCCACAGUUGCAAUUCUCGCCAUCGGCGUGGGUCUCAACGGUGGUAUAUACUCUGGUUUUAAGGUUAACCACUUAGAUAUCUCUCCACGUUUUGCUGGUAUUUUAAUGGCAUUUACCAACUGCUUAGCCAAUUUGACAGGCUUGCUCGCACCAAUAGUUGCAGGAUACAUCAUUGAAGGAAACCCAUCUCAAGCACAAUGGAGAAUAGUCUUCUACAUCGCGGGCGGAGUAUACAUAUUCUGUGCGACGUUCUACAACAUAUUCAGCUCGGGACGGCGGCAGGACUGGGACAACCCAGCUGACGAUGUUGCCAACGCGCAAAAAGCAGCAGACAAGAAAGCGAGGAAGUUAGAAAGGAAAAACGCUAGUAACGAAAACACAGCGGAGACCGCGCAGUAG